This is a messenger RNA of Caenorhabditis bovis, 342 nucleotides long. The record is from the annotation of a GenBank genome assembly. NCBI's taxonomy places the organism in Eukaryota, Metazoa, Nematoda, Chromadorea, Rhabditida, Rhabditidae.
AUGUGGAGCCUUCAACAAAUUAUCGACAUCAUCAAGGAGUAUUUCUACGUUGGCAUCCCUUUCGUUGCUCUUCUUGUGAUCUUCAUUAUUAUGAAAUACCGCUCCCGAAGAGAAUUUCAUCGUACUCGGGCUCUUUUAAGAGAGAUGCGCCAAAAUAUCGUGCCGAUUCGUGGAUACAGUAUCACGGAGCUCGGCUUCAAUCGAAUGCCGGCUCGUUAUCGUGAGCCACGUGUGCCAAGCCCGCCGCCAGAGACUAACGAUGAAAUGGGACCUUACAUCACCUACGGUGUCCAUGUCCCAGGAUGCAGCGACGAGGAAAGCAGCGACAACGAGAACAAUUAA